Cynoglossus semilaevis (tongue sole) is the source of this 2530-nucleotide messenger RNA. Its product is annotated as globoside alpha-1,3-N-acetylgalactosaminyltransferase 1-like. Lineage: Eukaryota; Metazoa; Chordata; Actinopteri; Pleuronectiformes; Cynoglossidae. Gene Ontology annotation, cellular component: Golgi apparatus; vesicle; membrane. The coding region runs from base 573 to 1625 and encodes 350 amino acids. Gene Ontology annotation, biological process: carbohydrate metabolic process. The record is from RefSeq and is a predicted model, not a curated record. Gene Ontology annotation, molecular function: hexosyltransferase activity. The transcript has 3 exons.
ACUGGCUCAUAAUUACUAAAUCUGGUUUCAUGACUGGUCUUUCCAUGUGGAGUCUGCAUUUUCUCCAAGGACAUUUUUCCAGUUUGGCUUAUUACAAAUAAAAUUACACAUUAAAAGACAGACAGAGUCAGUUUUAUCUUCUUAUUUAUGUUUUUUUUUAAUCAUGUUGAAAUUUAUACCUGACUUUUCUCUUUCCUUGUCUUCUACUUAUUUGCUCCUCCCAUCUUCCCAGAUUUCCUCACACAUCUGGUCCUUGGUUUUGCUCCACUGCUGAACUCUGAGGAGGGGAGCAGAGAGAGAGGAGGAAGGCAUGUGAAGCAGAGACAGAGGAAAAUUUUACGUGGAAAAGCUGUGAGGAGGAAAAAGAAGAGGUAAAAUAAGAAUAGUGUGGUGGUACGUUUGAGGAAUCGUUCAUGAAGACGACAGACGUAGCAGAAGGGACUUCACUUUCUGAAAAAUUGAUUUGAGCUUUAGCUAAAGUUUCUGUGUGUGUGUGUGUGUGUGUGUGUGUGUGUGUGUGGGUGUGGGUGUGUGCGUGUGUAUACGUGUGCUUCUCUAUAUCAGGUCACAUUAUGGCAUUGUUUCCAUUCUGCAAGACGUCCUCUGGAGCAGUCAGAGUGACCAGAAUACAUCUUGUCCUGUACAGUUUUCUCCUCUCUGUUAUUAUCUACUUCCUCUGGGGUCAUAAAGCCCCCGCCAGUGGUGAAUCCUCUCAUACAGUCUUCCACAGCCUGGGGUUAAAGAAGGACGGAUUAAUGACAGAGAGGAUCAUCAUCAAGGCAGAUCCAGAGUGGCCCAUGGAGACACCCUGGGGUGCCCCGUUAGUGUGGGGCGACAGCCAGAUCUCAACGUGGCGCAGAGCCAAAUUUGCUCAACGAGAAAUUCACACAGGCCUGCUGACCCUUGUAGUGGGAUCCUACAAACAUUUUUUCCAUCGCUUCCUUUCAUCAGCUGAGACCUUCUUCCUCCCGGGUCAAAUUGUCACUUACUACAUUCUUACAGACACCCCCCAUUCUCUCGAACUUCCUAAUAAGCUGGGUCCUGAGAGGCAGCUCAAGGUGAUUCCCAUCGCAGAGUUGCCCAGGUGGGACAGACUAGCCUAUCGCCGCAUGUCGUUGAUCGCUGAUGCCAUCAGAGACCCAAUCAGCAGCGAAGUUGAGUACAUCUUCUGUGCUGAUGUUGACCAAACGUUUCUGGCACCUGUGGGAGAGGAAAUCCUCGGUGACUUGGUGGCCACCUUACACCCGGAGCUCUAUGGGAUGCCUCGGAAAGCAUUUCCUUAUGAGACGGAAGUGGCCUCAUCAGCCUGUGUGGUUGAAGAGGAAGGAGACUACUACUACACCUCAGAGCUGUAUGGUGGCCUGGUUGCUGAAGUGUUUAAAUUGGCUCGUUCCUGUUCCAUGCUCAUCACACAGGAUCAGGGCAAUGGUGUAGUGGCAAGGGGCCUUGAGGAGAGCUACCUUAACCGCUACCUGAUAGACCACAGGCCCACAUGUGUGUUAUCACCAGAGUACAGCUGGUGGGAAUCGUCCUUGACCGCUGAUGUGCCUGUGAGCAGAGUGGUCUCCUUAGGAAGACAGUGUUCGUCCUACGAUAAAGAGACAAGAAUAAAGCACAAAUGCUAACUCACUAUUCAACCAUACUUUCUAAAAAAUAAAACAGGACAAGUGCAAUGCCUUGCUAGUUUCAGAACUUCAUGUGAAUGUCUUAGUGGUAUUGACAGCUGGCCUUGAAAUAAAGUUGAAGAUGUAUGCUGUAUUCAUUGAUUUAAAUGCAGUAGCUUUUUGGUUGAACUGUAUGGGUAAAGUGGACAGAAUAGGAUUUGCACCGUGCAUGUGGUGCCUGAGUUUUUUCUUAGUAGUUCUUGGAUGAACACUUUAUUGGAUCUGCCUAUUUAAUCAAAUGGCUAAGACGCAUUUGCACCGAUAUCCACAACAUGUUUUAUAGAAAAAAGACAUCAUGAAUCACAUUGUACCGUGUGUUGAGUGUAUCGUUACAUCACUAGCUGCUUGUAAAGAUGAACUCUGGUCAUGACAAAGGCAAUGCACAUGUUCAAAUCCCCAUUAGCAGCGCUGACAUUUUGUCCUAUUAGCCGUCACCUACAACAACGCAGGACCACACGGUACAACUGGCUCUCAAUUAAAAUGUCAUCCGUGUGAAUAGCACCACAGUGAAGCUGCUGUAUCUCCACUGCAAACAAAAAAAAACACAAUUGACCUGUCCCUUUAAACCAAGCCGGGUCCUCUCCAUAAAUUACAUCUGGGAGAUACUGCCCCUGCAGCUUUGUGGUCGUCAGUGAUAAGAGUCAACAGUGGAAGUACACACUUUCUUCACAAUGGCCAAUCAUUAACUGGAAGUGCUGCUGUUUCAAGGCCUUUUAAUGAUAGUGGGCCAGAGAAAUAGUGUGAUUAGGUGCUGUUUCUUAACGUUAUGUAAGAAGAAGUCAUAUGGCGAUCUGUUGGUGAAAUCAUUGAUUUUAAUUUCACACAAAGCAUUUUCAACAAGAAAAUACAGUAUGUCUUAAAGCCAA